GAGGGUGUGUCUCCGCCACGGUUUUUGGUACAUGUAAAAAAGGCUCUUUAACAUAAAAAUGAACACAGCAAAUUAAAGAAUUCCGGACAUUCGCUAUGCUUUACUUACUAUUUGUUUGAUUUGUCUCUUCAAUUUGUUUGGCCUUCGGUUGGUCGAGAUUCUGUGCUAUGGAAACCAAUAAUUGGCAUUUGGCAAAGGGAGUGGGUACAGAAGAACAGAUGGUAUGGAAAUGAAACUAAAACGAAGAUGGAGACGUACGUCUACCACAAAAUUUUUUGGUUUGUUUGUUCUCCACUCGUAGAUAGAUGCUCCCUAUCAAGGUUGCUAAACCUUUGUUCGGUUUCUCGGUUCAAUCGGAUCCGUCCGAAAACGGUCAUAUAAAUAGUUGGAAUAUAUUUCGGUUAGACGAUUUUGGGAGAAAAAAAAUCGAACUCGAGUUAAAUUAGUUAAAACCGGGUUCAAAGAUAAGGAUGGAUUUUUUUUUUUUGAAGAAAUAAUUUGGUAAUAUAUGAAUGUAGAUUAUUGAGAUUAUCUCACGUAUUAUUUUAAUAAUGACUUGAACUGGUUGAGCUCGAUCUGAUCAUUAAACAUCAUACCACUAGUUAAAAUGAUUUGACAAUCUUGCUCUAUAGCAUCGGUAGAACCCGAACUCAUAGAAAUCCAACCUAACCCAACUCUGAUAAAUUGGAUAAAAUUAUGGCUCGUUUGCUUAUUGGAUUUGAAAAUGAGGGUUUUGAGUUUUCAAAACCUUUGGAUUUAUGAUGGAUUUGUUGCAUUAUGGAAUUGGAAGAGUACAUUGUUUGUGUAGUUUAUUUUUGUCAUAAAUUCAUGAUGGAUUUGUUCACAUUUCGCCUUCCAUUAUCAAAUCUCAAAUGAAAUGUGGGAUUUGCAAAUCCGUGGGGUCCACGGAUUUGGAUCUAAAAAAUGGGUCAAAAUCCGUGGGGCAUGUCCCUUAGCAAACAAUGGACUUGUGCCAAUUCCAUUAUGCUUGGGAUUUGGGUACCAAAUCUAUCACCCAAAUUCCACAGGCCACAAGCAAACGAUACCUAAUUCCUUAUACAGUCGGCGUAAUCGAACAAGUCAGACUGCACCCAGUGCCACAGAAUAUGCAUGCGGAUACCCCAAUAUGGCCGCCAUUCACUGAAUAGCUUGUGGGUAAGGGUUUUGGGUCGGGUUAGGAUAAAUUUGGAUCUUCCGAAUGGGUAUGGAUUGCGGAUUUCGUGAAGUUUCAGGGUUGGGCCGCUUCCAAUCUUGGGCCAGGUAAUAUGGCCUGUGAAGAAUAUGUGGAAGGAGAAUUACAAUUUUUGGUGGUUCAGUUCAAUAUCUUCCAGCUGCCGAUUUGCCCUACUUUCUUCCCUUCUCCUCCGGUUACCGGCGGCGGAUGCUGCACUUCGUAUACCGUUCGUGAUUGAAGCUUUGGGUUGCUCCGGCCUCCAUUCUCGAAAAAUUAGCCAUCUCCGGUCAGUUCUUCGCAGAUACUCUUUCAUUUCUCCAAUAUUCUUCCGGUCAUUCAUAUAGCACAGCAGCGACAUUUCGGUGCCCUAGUCCUCAUUCUGCACUCUCGAUAGUAUACGAUGGGUGUAUUUAGGCUAAUUAAUAUAAUUUCACAUCGGAGAACCGUUAUAGCAUUGAGUUCUCCGGCCGCCCAACUCAGCGGAAUUUCUCAUCUACUUGGGGUCAGAAGUUUCACUUCCAAGAUUGCACAUCAAGAAGGGGAAGAUGGGCCUUCCUUCCCUGUGUCUUAUCUUAUGACCUCACAUGGGUUCUCAUUAGACAGCGCAAAAGCUUCAUCUAAGUAUUUGAAUUUCCAGACGGCGGAGAAACCCGAUGCGUUUGAUAAUCUGCUGAGAAGUCAUGGAUUCUCCGGUACCCAAAUCGCCAAAUGCAUUAAGACCUUCCCCGGUCUACUUGUACUGGAUCCGGAGAGGAUACUUCGUCCCAAACUUGACUUCCUUCUCUCUCUUGGGAUUACUACCCCCGAGCUCAGCAAGGUCGUCUCUUCAAAUCCUUAUCUGAUGGUUGUAAGCUUAGAGAAAUGCCUGAUUCCUCGGUGUAAUUAUCUCAAGGAAGUCCUGGGUCGUGACGAUGGAGUUGUGAGUGUCCUGAAGCGCUCUCGGAGGUGCUUUGUUGGCACUAUACAGAACAACGUUGUUCGCAAUCUAGCACUUCUUAGGAAUCUUGGAGUGAGCAAGAAUGCCAUCGCUUACUUAGUGUCCAACUUCCCUCAUGUGGCUUUCAAGGUUCACUCUGAUUUUGCCAAAAGAGUUGAGCUCGCCAAGGAAUUUGGAUGCGAUCCUCUGAAGUGGAACUUUGUUAGUGCAAUUAGAGUGUUUUCCAGUGUGAAGAAAUCAAGCUGGGAGAAGAGAUUACAGGUGUAUGGGAGGUGGGGGUGGUCAAAGGAUUUGAUUAUGUUGGCUUUCAAGAUAUUUCCGCAGUGUAUGUGCAGUUCAGACGAGAAGAUCAUGCAGACAAUGGACUUCCUUGUGAACAAACUCGGUUGGGAAUCGGAGGCUGCUGCUAAGUUCCCAAAUAUCUUCAGUUUAAGCUUCGAGAAGAGGGUUGUUCCUAGGUGUUCCGUCCUGCAGCUUUUGAGGCUGAGAGGGUUGAUAGAUGAUAUGCCUUGCUUAAGUACUUUCUUGUGUCCUGCAGAGAAGCGGUUUAAGGAAAAGUUUGUGGUCGAAUAUCCGGAUGAUAUCCAGGCUGAACUGUUGGAUCUGUAUGAAAGACGAGUGAAUGUCGUUGAUUUUCGCACUAUGGCUGUCGAAGAUGUCAAAUCAAGAUCCUAGUUGUUCCUUAUCAACUAUGUGCUUGGUUUUAACAGAUGCUCGAGAACAACGUAUUGCUUUUUCGUUGAUCUUUAAGCUUAUCUAAAAGUUCUUGCUUGUUAUUCUGAUGUUGUGCUGGGCUGCUGGCAUAAGCAAAUGCUGGCAAUAUUUGGCCCGUGCACCUUCUCCUUGAAAAUACGCUAUGGAGAAUGAGUUCCUGGAUGAUACUGUUACUGAUUCUUCCUCGUAGUCCUAUAUCUUAUGGAUCGCCUCUGGAUGUUUCAUUAACUCAUCCAUCGUCCACUCUGCUGUCACUGUUUCUACCGAUGAUAGCUUCAUGUGAGUUAAAAUGCAAGCAUAGAUCGAAUGCUGAUGUUGUAGAAUGGGCGCCUGGUGGAGUGCAAGGGCAAAGAACCAAAACUGCAACUCUGCAAGGUCUAUAGAUAAGGCACAGUCAGCUGCAGGCACUGCAUUUAUGGAAUGCAUAGGUGAAAGUAAAGUGAAGCAUCUACGGGAGAAGUAUAGAGCUUACGAGAAGAACAUGGCGAAGACAACGCGCGUUUGGUUGAACAAGUGACGAGCUAGUCCAAGAAACCAAACCAAGAACCUGAAACUAUAGCCGGUUCUUGUCACCAGACUGCUCUGUCUGUGCUCCACACAGCCACUGGGUUGCCUUUUGAUAGAACCUCCAUGGACUGCAAGUUCGUUGGCCUCCGGGAUUUCCGUUAGCGCUCUAUCGAUUUCGAUCACUUUCGUGUACAAUCCAAUUAAGCCUAAGCAUUAAUAAAGCAAAUGGUAGGGAAAUUUGGUCCCUUAUUGCUGAGAGCUAGCGGUUGAUUGUCCAACUCUCGUUACAGAGUUGAAAAGGAAGGACGAUCGAUGACUUCAUGGGAAUGAAACAAAUUUGUAGUGGUUAAUUGAUAGGUUUCAAAAAGCGCGGUUGAACACUAUCUUCUCCAACGACGAUGUUAUUAAAAAAAAUUUCUAAUUCAGCGUAAAAUAAAUAAAUAAAACAUAUAUUUCAGA
Molecule: messenger RNA, 3791 nt
Organism: Linum trigynum
Lineage: Eukaryota; Viridiplantae; Streptophyta; Magnoliopsida; Malpighiales; Linaceae
Source: the annotation of a GenBank genome assembly